Molecule: messenger RNA, 2349 nt
Organism: Darwinula stevensoni
Lineage: Eukaryota; Metazoa; Arthropoda; Ostracoda; Podocopida; Darwinulidae
Source: the annotation of a GenBank genome assembly
AGUUUCAGAUAUGACAAUACGAAUUGGUGCAUCUGUGGGUGAAUGUUUGAGGCUUGAUCUAGAGUGGAUGAGGAUUCAACAGAAAACCUAGUGACUUGCUGCAGGAACAGACACAUUUGCAUGAUGCCUGUAUCAAAGUGCUCAUUCAUGUUUGCUCAACCUGUGCUGCCUGCCCCUCAAAUUCUGACAUGGGCCAUGGAGAUUUUCUUUGCUGGAAGCAAGAUGAGGCUGCUUCAGUGACUCCCAUCAUUGAUAAAGGGGAAGAUGGCCUGUUGUCGGAGUGAAGAAGAGAAAGAGCAGCAGCGCAUAAGCAGGGAAAUCGAGAAGGAGCUAAGGCGAGGGAAACGGGAUGCACGUCGAGAGCUCAAGCUUCUUCUUCUGGGGACUGGUGAGUCAGGGAAGUCCACGUUCAUCAAGCAGAUGCAUAUCAUCCAUGGGAACGGCUACUCUGAAGAAGACAAGAGGGGCUUCAUCAAGCUCAUAUAUCAGAACAUUUUCCUCGCCAUCCAGACGAUGAUAAAUGCCAUGGAGCUUCUCAAACUCCAAUAUGAGAAUCCUUCUUUUUAUGAUAAAGCAGAGCUUGUGAAGUCUGUGGAUCAUGAGAAAGUGACAACAUUUGAGGAGCCCUAUGUGAGUGCCAUUAAAGCCCUCUGGCAUGAUGCAGGAAUUCAAGAAUGCUACAGCCACAGAAAGGAGUACCAACUGACUGACUCUGCCAAAUAGAUGGUGGAUGUUGGAGGGCAACGUUCAGAGCGACGCAAGUGGAUCCAUUGCUUUGAGAACAUCACCUCCAUCAUCUUUCUUGUAGCCUUAUCCGAAUAUGAUCAGGUUCUCUUUGAGUCAGAGAAUGAGAAUCGGAUGGAGGAGAGCAAGGCCCUGUUCAAAACAAUCAUCACAUACCCGUGGUUUCAGCAGUCCUCUGUCAUACUCUUUCUCAACAAGAAGGACCUGCUUGAGGAGAAGAUGAUGUAUUCGCACCUUGUGGACUACUUCCCUGAGUAUGAUGGUCCACAGAAAGACCCCAUAGCUGCAAGAGAAUUCAUCCUGCGAAUGUUUCUAGACCUAAAUCCUGAUGCCAAGAAGAUUAUUUAUUCUCAUUUCACAUGUGCCACAGAUACGGAGAAUAUCAGGUUUGUGUUUGCAGCUAUGAAGGAUGCAGUGCUUCAAUCAAAUCUGGAGGAGUAUAACCUGGUGUAGGAAAAGAGACAUGGACUCUUGAAAGAGAAAAAGAUAUUGAGGCAAAAGACUGAGCAGAAACGAAGCAGACGCUCGAACUAGUCUGUAUCCUCUUCCAUCCAAUCAUCUAUUGAUUCCUCACCUCUCGUUCCAUCAGUGCUCUCUCUUUUGUCUGUUUUGUCAAAUGAUUUGUUCAUCUUUAUGCUUGUGGCUCCCUUUUUUAACCUGCCACUCUCGACUUGAGAUACGAUAUGGAACGAGUGACUAUUCGCUACCACUGCAUCAGUGUGAGCUGUGCUGGUCUUGAAACUAUCCAGUGAUUAAUCAUGUUAUAGUCAAUACAAUGAAUACUCAGCCUACAAGGAUACGACAAUAAGUAUUGAAGCUGAUGGCACUUGUCAUUGUCUGGUUGUGGUCAAAGUUGAUCUGAAGAAGGAAGGAGUGGAGACACUAAGGCAAUAUGGUCUCUAUGAGGUGCCCAAUUUCUUCCUGUAAGGUCUCACCUUAUCCCAUCCCUCAUUUGCCAACCUGGAAACAUUUCAUUGUUGAAAUUCUUAGAAGUUAUUGAAGGUGAAUUUCCUUUUAGGUCGCACCUGAGCCGUACCUGCGAGUAUCCAUUCUGUGAAGUGUCUAACCUCUGAUUAGAUUAAUUCAGAAGCUCUUGAACCUUCCCUUGGGAUCCCAGUGACUUCUCCAAGCUCUCAUGUGGAGGAAGCACGGAACUCAGUCCUAGCUCGUAAGGCAGAGAAUCGGUCGUACUUAGUGCUCGUGGAUCCCGUUCGCAGUUUGCAUCGUGAGCCAGGAUGCAAUUGCGUUUGCCAAAGAAAAAGCAGAAAGCAUAAAAGAACCAAGUGAAAAGCAACUCUCCUGGAAGUCUUCAUAGGUGCUUCCUCAACGAGUGUUGUAGCUUCCUUUCCUGCCCUGCUGUUUUGCAUGAAGGUCUUCUGAUCAACUGACUGCUGUGGUCACGGGGCUGACACGAUUCACUAUUUUUUGUGAUGAUUGGGCAUUUCAGUGGCUGAAUUGUUUUGGGACUAAUGUAUUGGUUUCCUCACCGAAGACAAUGCGAUUUCGAGAAGGCAUUUUAUGCUGAGAGUGCCUAGCUUCGCUUCCUCCAUUCCAUGUUACCAUCUCUGACAAGAGUUUCAUAAACUUCUUAUGAUGAUCCUUGAA